Petromyzon marinus (sea lamprey) is the source of this 664-nucleotide messenger RNA. The record is from RefSeq and is a predicted model, not a curated record. Lineage: Eukaryota; Metazoa; Chordata; Hyperoartia; Petromyzontiformes; Petromyzontidae.
UCGCGUGCAGAUUUUAAAUAAAGAUGCGUGCAUUCAAUCCGAUACAUGACACUUGCUUAGAAUUGAGGGUUUAACGGCACUGUUUCCUGUGCAGCUGCCCCGUGCAGUCUCCUUGUUGCAGUGUCUCCUUCCCUGGUGUCGCUGACCUGCCGCUGCCUUCUCACUACAAGCGCCUGGCGCUCCAGGCCUUCGUCUUCAUGAACUCUGACCGCAGCACCACCCGUGACCUCGUUUAUCUACACUGCUCUAUCGUGGUGUGCGACAGCUCCAGCCCCAACUUUGUCACCGAGUGCAAUCGGCAGUGUGGGCAGACCAGGCGCUACAAGCGCAACACCGUCUCUGACGCUUCAAGCGUGGUAGGAAAGCACGUGGUGUCACUGCAGGGCCCCGUGCUCUUUGAAGAAGCUCAUGUUAACGAUGCAGCUCUGCUGUUGCUGGAGACUCCCUCCUCAUCAUGGGCCUCGGCUGGGACUCUGUCCUUUCUCCUCGUCAUUGCCACAGCCGUCGUUGCUCUCCUGUCUGCUGCCAUUGCCGUCAGGAGGCACAGGAGCCGGGCUGUGGCGCUUGACGGGAGUGGCUAUUGAUCACGACUAUUUGUGAUUUGCUGGAACUUGCAUGUCUUGCUGACCAUUGUGGUCUAAUAAAAUAAAAUGCUGAAAUUCGC